CGAUCGUCCAUCUCCCAGUUCCGAUCCACACCAGCCGGCCGUUCGCCCGUGCAGCACCCUUCCAGCCCGAACCGUCGCCCACCAAGCAUCGAAACCACCAUGAGCUCCUAUCGAAUUGUUCCCGCGGUCCAGCCGCCCUCAAAAGUGAGCGUGACCGAUGGUACCAACGAGUUCGGAACCCACGACACCAUGCGGCACGGUCUCGCUUCGAUUCGGUCCCAAGUCAUGCCAAGCCAUCCUCUGGAGAGCCACCUGAAGAAUUGGGACGAGACCCAACAGCAGCUCAGAAACACGAUGCAGAGACAAGUCUUUGGGCGCCACCUGCCUGUCCGUAUGCAGCUGGAUAAGCAGUAUCUCUCCCAACUCCGUCGUAUGCCUGGGCUGCCGUCGUCGAACCUUGGACUUUCCAUCCUCGAAGGUACCGACGGAAACAUUGAUUUCGAGGACUUCCUCACAGAGGCUGUCGAAUCGACCGAUGUGGACGGCCACGGCGCAAUCGAGCGGGUGCUUGGAAUCAAGCUGUGAAGGCGCUCUGUCGUGUGGUUGCCUCGAGUGCAAUAGGCGUGUCCAUUCUCCGAUGCAAACCCAACGAUCCGUCGAGGGAUGUGGAUUGAUAAAGAUGAUCAAGCUCAUCCGCGCAUUUCCGAUCCGCUCGCACAGAUCAUCGCUGGACGCGAGAAGGGAUGAAUAGGAUCGAGGGGAUAGCGGGAAGACUCCCUCCAUGUUGACGGCGCUUACAAAAUGAACCGGGCACCCAGCUAUCAGCCUCGUGUUUGGGUGGACAGAGCAGCCA
Messenger RNA from Polychytrium aggregatum, 793 nucleotides. Its product is annotated as proteasome maturation factor UMP1. The transcript has 5 exons. The record is from RefSeq and is a predicted model, not a curated record. The coding region runs from base 100 to 525 and encodes 141 amino acids. NCBI's taxonomy places the organism in Eukaryota, Fungi, Chytridiomycota, Chytridiomycetes, Polychytriales. Gene Ontology annotation, biological process: proteasome assembly. Gene Ontology annotation, cellular component: nucleus; cytoplasm.